Messenger RNA from Durusdinium trenchii, 5175 nucleotides. The record is from the annotation of a GenBank genome assembly. NCBI's taxonomy places the organism in Eukaryota, Dinophyceae, Suessiales, Symbiodiniaceae.
AUGGGAAACCUGUCCACAUGCUGCGGCCCACCGGAAGAGAAGAAGCAAGAGCUCAUCAAAGUUCCUGUGAGGAAGGGUAUGGAGGAAGAGCAUGAGGAAGCGGAGGAGGUGUUGCCGAAGGGCUUCACUAUCAGUUUUCUCGACCAGACGGGGAAGGAGGUGGACGUGACCUUCACGGAGCAACCACUGGGCUUCAAAUUGGUGAAGACCCAGGUUCCCCUGACCGUCUCAGGGAUCUUGGACGAAGGUUGCGUGAAGGCCAAACAUCUUCACGUGGAAGCUGGCUGGACCAUCAAGGCGGUGAACGGCAUGGAUUUGGCCAACAAUGUCGACGACGCCUUGGAUCAGGACGCAGCGGACGCGUUAUCCGGACUGGUGGGAUGGGUGGAAGCUUCAUGUGAGUGGAAGCUGGUGGUGCCAACCAAUGCAGAGGCCACGUGCACAGGAGCCGUGAAGCAAGCGACCUGUCCCGGCCGACCUGUGACCUGCUACAAGGAACAGGAGCCAGAUGCCUACCCCUUUGACAAGUCUUCCAACGUCUACUUGGCCGUAGCAGCGACGUUCUUCCAGAAGUAUGGGUUGUACCUCAUUGGCCUUUCCCUCAUCCUCCUCGGCUCGCUGGUUUGCUGGUUGGAUCAGCGGAACUCCGGUGAAGACCCGGAGAUCGAGGAGCGCCUCAGGAGAUUUCAGGAGGAAGCUGAGGCCCAGGUGCUCCGUUCGCUGGCAUCGGUGCACGCCAGAGGAGAGCAACGCGACGCGGAGGGCGAAACUUCGCUGAACUUGCAGCAGCGGGGGGAUGAACCAGACGACCAGAGCGGAGACUGCAGAGACCACAGUCAUGCGGCGGAGGCGACUUCAGACGCUGAUGUGGAAGAGGCUUCAGAGGCGGACGAGGACGAAGAGGUCUUUGACGCUGAGUCCACCGCUCUGGACCGGAGGUUGAGUGGUGCUGAGCUUCGACUCUUUCGGGAGGAGAGAGGCAUCACGGUGGAAUCUCUCAGAGGAGGCGAUCCUUCUGCGAAAGAGACCCCUCCGGUGCUGGGCUUCGACGCGCUGCACCGCUGCGGCGUCGACGCCGCGCUGGCGUGCCGCGCGCGCGGCUGCGCCGGCGGCCGAGGCGCCACUACGGCGGUUCAGGCUGAGUGCUGGGGCCAACUCUUACGACUACGAUUUGGAGGUGCUGAAUGCCUCCCACCACCGGAGAGCGCCACCGCACUCCUGGCGGCGGCGCCGGCCGCGGCGGCGCAGCUAGCUGCAGCGGAGAGGCAGCCGCUGCCGGAGGAGGACUUGGAGGAUCCGCCCUUGCCCUUCGACAGUGCCUGCAGCCGCUGCGAGGUGCGGGAAGACCGUGAUUUGGUGGCGAUUGCCCCGACGGGCUCGGGGAAGACGUUGGCAUAUUUGCUGCCUUUGCUUGCGGACGGUUUGUGCAAAGCGCUUUGCCCUCCGGCCGUUGGCCUUGACGCCAUCUUCAGACGCUUCCAGGGCCUCUAUCCCAGGUCCUUCGAAGCUGGCCGUGGCAGCAACGACACCAUCAUGGAGCGCCUCUCCAAAGCCUUCGCCGCGCGAAAGACCGCUGAAGUGACCAAGGUCAUUAAACAAGUGGCCAAGAAAGCGGCCGAAGGUGACAAAGACAAGGCAUUGAGGGAAAAGUGGUCGAAGUUGCUGGAAGACUUAGACGCAGAAGGCCGGCUGCGGCCAUCCGGGCUCGUGCUUGCUCCAAGCCGCGAGUUGGCGCAGCAAGUGGGGCAGGUGGCAAGGGACUUGGGCUGCGCAGCAAAAGUGAUUCUGGGCGGCGUGGACCAUGAGAGGCAGCGGGAGCAGCUCAAGAACGAGCGGCCCUCAUUGCUGGUCGCCACGCCCGGCCGGCUCCGUGCGCUGUGUGGUCAACUCUCGGCUUCCGCCGCCGCGCGGGCCCAAAGUGAAGGCCGGCAGGAGAAGCACCCACAGGCUCUACUGUCCUUGGGCGUGGUGCUACGCCUGGUGCUGGACGAGGGGGAUCGACUCAUCGAUGAAGGCUUCGAAGAGGACAUCAUGGCAUUGGCCUCUUGCUGCUAUCGGCGACGCCUCACGCUGCUCUUCUCCGCCACCUGGGGCGCUCAGACGGAGUUGCUGUCCGUUCUGCUUCAAGAUGCCUUGAAGAUCACCGUCGCUGGGAUUCCUCCAGUGAUCUCCCAAGAGGUCGAGCUGAUUGCGAAGGCCUCCCGCUUUCGGCGUUUGAAAGAUCUUCUCCGGGAGUUUGGUGAUGCCAAGGUCUUGGUCUUUGUCCUAUUCAAACGAGAGGCGAAGUCCUUGGCCAAGAUGCUGCAGAACGAAGGCAUCCAAUCCUGGCCACUCGAGGGGAACAUGUCCCAGGCCUCUCGCAGCUUUGCGAUGCAGGCUUUCCGGGAGGCGAAGACCAGUGCAGCAGCUCAGUCACCGUCACGUCGUUGGCCGACUUCCAAUGCAGAGCUUGCCCUUUCAGCCAUGGAAGAUGAGACAGAUGGCUGGGGUGACUUUGAGGAGAUCGACUUCGCCGAGGCGGAUGAUCCGCCAUCAGAGUUGAAGGAUGAGACGCCGGAGGCCGAGGAUGUGACAAAGCCCAAGGAUGCUGAGAAGAGCGCCACUUCCAAGCCAUCCGGCUGGGGAUCUCUCAUGAACUUCGGCCAAGCUCUCUUGGCUGAAGCCAGCCAUGCGCUCACCACGGAGCCUGAGCCUGAUAGCCCUGACGACAAGCUUCAGACCGACUUGGCUGCCUUGCUGCAGCAUUACCACCACGUGCUGGAGGACAUUUACCGGCAGCACAAUCCAGAGAGAGUGUCUGACAUCCAGAAACUCAUCGAUAGGUAUCGGGAGCAAGCGGAGAAGGUGGAGGACUUCGGCGCCUUCAAGGCCCAUUGCGAAGAGAAGUUGGAGUCCUUUCACCAGGCUGUUUGCAAGAAAUAUGGUGUGGAAGUGGCAGCGCCAACACCGGCUCAUCCGAGCCCAGACGAGCCCAUCCGAGCUGCAUCGGCUCCGCCCAUCCGAGCGGCGAUUGUGGCGAUCUACGAGACGCAUAACCCUGCCAAGCUCUCUCACGUGGAUGAGCUCUUACAGAAGUUCAAGGGCAAAGAAAGCACUUUGUACAAGAGCAUUUGCGAAAAGUAUGGUGUGGAGCCUGAUCCAGCGUGGCUGGAAGAUGAGCCCAAGGCAGAGCCCACGACCUCACUGGGAGGCCUCUUUGGCGGCGCCUUCAAUGCUGCGCGGUCACUGGGCGGUGCGACGGCGCUGCAGUCGCUGCAGACUGCCGCCGAGGGCCUCCACACCUUGCGCGAGAAGGUGGAGCGUUCCUUCGACGAAGCCUUGGCCGACCGUGGAGAUGCCUUGGCCGAGCCUGGAGAAGCUUCUGGAGGGACCAAGGAUGGCGAAGAAGAAGCAGGUCCACCUGAUACUGAAGCCACAGUGCAGGAAAAAAAGGACUCCUCCGGCGAAGUGCAUGCAGAACAAAACACUGAGGCGCAAGAGAGGCUAGAGCAAGAGCGGUUGGAACAGGAGCAGCAGGAAGCAGAAAGGCAGGAGCAAGAACGCAUGCUGAAAGAGAAGGAGGAGGCGGAAAGACUCCAGAGGGAACGAGAGGAGCAAGAACGACUUGAACAAGAAAGGCUGGAGCAAGAACGCCUGCUGAAAGAGACGGAGGAGGCAGAAGAGGAGCCAAAUCCCUUCGAAGCAACGUCCAACACAGAGGACUCGCCCAGCACCCAGCAACAGGAGGGUGAAGGAAGCGAAGCCAGCCCGUCUCAAUCUCCGGCUGCUGAGGGUAACAAAGCAUUGGAGCUGUUGGCGGAGUACGAAGUGCGGGUGAAGGAGGUCUAUCAAAAGCACAAUCCCGAUGCCCUCUCCGAUCCACAUUUGGACCAAAUCCUCAGCAAAUACCGCGAGCAGAUCCUCAGCCGCCCGCAGGACGCCAACAAUCCACAGGUCCUGGAACGAUAUCGGGAGCGUUUGGAGAGUCUGUACAAAGCUAUUUCUGCACGCUACGUGGACGAGGGCAAGGAUCUGAAGGCCAUGUACAUCGAGCAAAUUACCGCCAUCUACCGUGAACACAAUCCCACGAAGCUUGCAGAAGUGGACAAGCUCUUUGAAAAGUAUGCGGAGCAGCUACCUGUGCUGUACCAGUCCAUUUGUCAGAAGUAUGACGUGAAGCCCUUGCCGGAGUUGGUGGAGAACGACAGCACUGUCGCUCAUCGCGCCCCUGCAGAGGAAUCCAAGUCCUUGUGGGGCGCCUCCUUCCUCACAAGCGGUCUACAGACAUUGAAAACGCUCCAUGGAGCUGCCGAAGGCAUCCGGGAACACAUGGAGAAAUCCUUCGAGGAGGCCAUCCGCUCUGAAGAGGACAUCUCAGCCAUGCAGAUGGUGCAGGGCCUGGGGCAAGCUGCUGAGAAGGGUGCGCAGAAAGCAGAGAUGAAGUCUGCCAAAGAGGUGGUUUCUCGCUUGGAGGUGUCGACCGCUCUUCCCACCUCGUCGGGCGAUCCCGAGAGCGCCGUCGAGGGGGCAAGCAACGAAAAGAGCACCACCGCUGCAAAGGUGGUCAUCUCCAGCGAAAACAUGCAGGAGUUUGAGGCACUGCAGCUGGAGAAGGAGAAGCUUACGAAGGAGAAUCGGAACCUCAAGGCUGAGAAGGACAAUCUCAUCAUGGAGGGCACCAAGAUGUCGCGCCGCGUUCAGUCCGUGGAAGAGCGGAUGAAGGCCAUGAGCUCCGAGCUGCGGCGCGCGGAGCAGCAGACGGCCGAGGCGGAGCGGAGGAACGAGACGCUGAGCGGACAGCUGGCCCGCAUGACGUCGCGUGCGGAGAAGGCGGAAGCGCAGUGUGGUGAGUUGAAGGGCGAGGCACGAAAGACCCUGGCGGAGCUCGAACGUGCCAAGCAACAACUCCAGGGCGAGAAGCGACAGAUGCAGGCGGACCACCAGGCACUGCAGAUGAAGACACGGGAGUCGACUGAGAAGGAGCGACGGAUGGAGGAGCGCAUCCAGUGCCUUGGGUGCCCCUUUUUCCUUCGAUCUGCGGGCGUCUUUGGGCGUCUUUGGGCGCGCGUACGCUACGAACGGGGCUCCUGGUCUGGAUGGCCAUGUGGAUGUGAGGCACAGAGAAAGCACAGGGUUAGAAGGAAGGAACAGAUCAACUGGCCCUUGGUCGAAAGGAGUCCUUUUGACACGAGUUGA